UCCGGUCCUAUCCUCCGUGUACCGGCAGACAGCAACGCAGAGCCGCCCGAUCCUCUUGGUCUCGAGCUCGCUUGCAUUUACAAGAUUGACACCAUGGCCAUUCUUUUUGCUGUUGUUGCCAGGGGAACCACUAUCCUUGCCAAACAUGCUUGGUGUGGAGGAAACUUCCUGGAGGUGACAGAGCAGAUUCUGGCUAAGAUACCUUCUGAAAAUAACAAAUUAACAUACUCACAUGGCAAUUAUUUGUUUCAUUACAUCUGCCAAGACAGGAUUGUAUAUCUUUGUAUCACUGAUGAUGAUUUUGAACGUUCCCGAGCCUUCAAUUUUUUGAAUGAGGUAAAGAAGAGGUUCCAGACAACUUAUGGCUCAAGGGCACAGACAGCACUUCCAUAUGCCAUGAAUAGCGAGUUCUCAAGUGUCUUGGCUGCACAACUGAAGCAUCACUCUGAGAAUAAGGGCCUAGACAAAGUGAUGGAGACUCAAGCCCAAGUGGAUGAACUGAAAGGAAUCAUGGUCAGAAACAUAGAUCUAGUAGCUCAGCGUGGAGAAAGAUUGGAAUUAUUGAUAGAUAAAACAGAAAAUCUCGUGGAUUCAUCUGUCACCUUCAAAACUACCAGCAGAAAUCUUGCACGAGCCAUGUGUAUGAAGAAUAUCAAGCUAACAGUCAUCAUUAUCAUUGUAUCAAUUGUGUUCAUCUAUAUUAUUGUGUCACCUCUCUGUGGUGGAUUUACAUGGCCAAGCUGUGUGAAGAAAUAAGAAAGAAAAAAUUAUCAUUGACCAAGGAUACAAGAGAAAAAGGAGUUAAAAAUAAUCCAUGUGACCCAAGCCUUUCAUUACUGGCAGAAAGUGUCUGCUAGUCUCUUCAGCCCUCUUUUCAUUGAUGCUUUUUUUAAUCUUAGUCUAUGUCUCCAGAUUUAUCUUUGUCCUAUCAACCAAUUUAUUCCAAUGAACUUCAGAUUAAACCAGUCAUUACAGCAGUAGCCUUAAAAAUGCUUUGGUUUGUUUCUUUGGUUUGUUAACUAGUGUUACCUACUUUGAAAAACAUUUUUGGUUUUAAUUGCACAAAGCUAUUGCCAAGGUGGAUACCACCCGUUUUAAGAGAUGUCUACUAAAACUAUAGAGGAGCUUUGUAUGUGCACGUAAAAGUAUUCAAGAGACAAAUAAUAUUGCUCACCAUUCAUCUUAAUGUAUUUUGUUAUUGAAGAGUUUUAGGUGCUUCAAAACAAUAUAAAUGAAGAAUGGUCGUUAUUUGGGGAAUUGUAAUUAAAUUGUCGGUGCUGCUUAUUUUCAGGAGCCCAGAUGGGUAAAGUAUUAUACAUAUUUAUUUCAAUCAGAUGGGGAACAUUUUGCUAGCCCACUAGAAGCACACAGAUUAUUCUUGUCCUCCUAGUAUUCACUUUCAGGAAUAAAGUUAAGGGCACUAAUCAUUUACAAUACAGUGAUUAGCUUAUUAUCUUCUGUUUUCCUGUUGUAGUUGAUUGGAGAAGAUUAUGGUUUAAAUAUUGUUAAAGCUUAUUGUUUUUAUAUAUUCCUUUUCUUUGAAUAUUAUAUAGCAAUCCUAUUGUUAAUAGAAUGGGUAAUGGAGGGGUGGGAGGCAAAUUCCUGUGACUCACCAAAGAAAAACAAGGGAAUCAUAGUAGGUAUGCUAGCAUUUUAGCUAUAGAAAGUGGGGUAGUUUGGGAAGUUUUUUCCAUUCUGAGAAAAGCCCAAACUGAAUACAGUCAGCAUUCAACUCCAGAGUUUGGAAUUGACUCUUGUUGAGUAAUAGUUUGAGCAUCCUUUAUGGUUUACUAAAUCCUUUAAUCUGCCUAAUGUUGAAGAAUUCUUUUGUGAAACCUGAAUAUAGACAGUAUGAUGUAUAGACACAACACAUAGCAGUUUAACAUCCAUUUACUGCAUUGCACAAAAAUUGGGAUGUAAUCAUACUGCUUCAGCUACUCUGACAUCUGUUAUCUCGUGGUUGGUGUGUAUCUGAAAGGAAGCCAUUUGCUAACCCAGAUCUAACUGCAUUUAUAUAUAAAUAAGUGCCAUUAAAUGAAGUUAUAUUUUACUUUUCUCCUUUCCCAAUUAAAGAACAAAUUAGUCUAUAGAAUCUAGCCACCUGUUUAGCCUAGUCAUGUGCCUUGAAUAUAUAUGAGUCCCUUAUGGUAAGUUUUAUUCCAUCUGUACCAUUCAAUUCAUGCUACCUAAUUCAUUUAUUUGACAUGUACCUUAGGUUCACUGCAUCUAUUUUCUUGUUGAUCAUGCACACCACAAAUGUUUUUCCAGUCUUUAUAAACACUAAUGCCUUUUAAUUGCAUCACCAUUUACUUUUGAAAAAUACAUUUGUUUCAGAAAAACAUUUGGCAUUCCUGAAUAAUAUCCAGAUGCUUUUGAUCCAAAGAAAAAGGCUUAAAACUUAUUUCCCUUUCUCAUACACACCUGAACAAAAUAGAUGGGCAUGUUUUAGAGAUUGAUUACUUAAAUUUGUUUUUUGGUCUAUUUAUGUAUGAGAAUGCUUUUUGAUGUACAUGUCUCAUUGUAAAUGAUACACAAACUGAAGACAUUAAUAAAAUUUAAGAAUAAUACGA
This is a messenger RNA of Marmota flaviventris (yellow-bellied marmot), 2570 nucleotides long. It is a transcript of the gene Vamp7, whose product is annotated as vesicle associated membrane protein 7. The record is from RefSeq and is a predicted model, not a curated record. NCBI's taxonomy places the organism in Eukaryota, Metazoa, Chordata, Mammalia, Rodentia, Sciuridae. Gene Ontology annotation, cellular component: SNARE complex; membrane. Gene Ontology annotation, molecular function: SNAP receptor activity; SNARE binding. Gene Ontology annotation, biological process: exocytosis; endosome to lysosome transport; vesicle fusion.